Penicillium verrucosum is the source of this 1509-nucleotide messenger RNA. RefSeq names its product putative NAD+ kinase. Gene Ontology annotation, biological process: NAD+ metabolic process; NADP+ biosynthetic process. The transcript is spliced from 5 exons. The record is from RefSeq and is a predicted model, not a curated record. Lineage: Eukaryota; Fungi; Ascomycota; Eurotiomycetes; Eurotiales; Aspergillaceae. Gene Ontology annotation, molecular function: NAD+ kinase activity. Bases 1 to 1509 code for a protein of 502 amino acids.
AUGAAUAAGGCAGUUAAGGAUGAUAACAAUGGAGGGGCGAGCGAUACGGAGGCUCAGAAUCACCUGGAGGUCGUGUUCUAUCCCGACUCGAACCACCGUCGCAAGUCUUCCCUUGCUACGAUGGACAAGCCGAGGGUCCAGCCUCACCCAGCUCAGGAUGACACGGCGACCGCCUGCUACGUCCACAACCUCAUUGCGAGCGAGUGGACUUCACCCCAAAAACACCUUAAAGAUACAGAAGACAGAGACGAUAUGAUACGGAUAUUGAGAGAGGACGAGGAUCAACCCGUGACAAAUAACAAAGGUAUCGAGCCAGAGCUGGUCUCAGUGGUCGACCGUGACGACACACCGCUACCCACAAUCAUUGAAUCCCGGCAUCUCACAAAGAGACAGCUAUCAGAUAUGGCUUGGAACGUGCGGAAGCUAUCCAAGAAGUUGGGCACCAUCAAGCUCAAGCUCACCGUGAAGAAUAUCUUCAUAGUAAGCAAGGCGCAGGACCAGUCGCUGGUAAGCCUGACUCGAAAGGUUACGAGGUGGCUACUAUCCGCGGACCGGGACUCUUUAUACAUAGUAUACGUCGAACGGCGGCUCGAGACGCAUCCGGACUUCGGUGCGUUACAAUUAGUACAAGACGAGCCCUCCGCCGAGGGCCGGCUCAAGUACUGGGAUCCCAAGCUUGCCCAAGAACAACCGCAUUUGUUUGACUUUGUGAUCACGCUCGGCGGAGAUGGAACCGUUCUUUACACGAGCUGGCUGUUCCAGCGCAUCGUGCCGCCCGUACUUUCUUUUGCGCUGGGCUCAUUGGGCUUCUUGACCAAUUUCGACUUUGCGGAUUAUCAGAAGAGCCUCGAUAAUGCUUUCCGGGAUGGUGUUUUUGUCAGCCUACGGCUACGGUUCGAAUGUACCAUCAUGCGCAGCAAAGCGCGGAUAAGAGACCCGCAUGCGCGUUCUCUACCAGACCGUGACCUGGUAGAGGAACUAAUCGGAGAGGAAGGGGAGGACACAUUGACGCAUACCCCAGAUAACGUGUAUGAGAUCCUCAACGACGUAGUCCUCGACCGGGGGCCAAACCCAACCAUGUCUCAAAUUGAACUCUUCGGGGACGACGAGCACUUCACCACCUUGCUCGCUGACGGAAUAUGCAUCGCUACUCCAACUGGAUCGACUGCUUACAACCUCGCCGCUGGCGGCUCUCUUUCGCACCCGGAAAACCCCGUUAUACUUGUCACCGCCAUCUGCGCCCACACGCUGUCCUUCCGACCGAUUAUUCUACCAGACACCAUUGUCUUGCGCAUGGGUGUGCCAUACGAUGCGCGCACGAGCUCAUGGGCUAGCUUUGAUGGACGCGAAAGAAUCGAGUUACAUCCCGGUGACUACGUUACUGUGUCAGCUUCGAGAUAUCCUUUUGCCAAUGUCUUGCCUCCCGGUGGACAGGGCGAGGGUUGGGUGCAUAGCAUCUCUAAGACUUUGAAUUGGAAUUCGCGACAAAAGCAGAAGAGCUUCAAGUAG